CCCGAAGUGGGAGUGGCUCACAAGCCCCGCCCCCCCGGUUCAUUUCCCGCCCCAGGAUUGGCCGCAGCCGAGCCAGAAUGUUCCGGGUGCCUCCCGGGGCCGGGACCAAUCGCGGCGCUUGUGGUCGCUGACGUCAUCAUGACGCUGCUGAUCGCGGGCGGAGCCUAUUGGCUGGCGGGGCGGGGCCGCCGAGCACCGCCCAAGCCCCGCCCCCCGGAGCAGGACUCGCACUACCAGGAGCUGCAGGGCGCACGCGCGGAUCUCUACAGCGAGCUCAAGCGCUGAGCGCGGCCUCCCGCUAGGCUUCCGCCUUCCACUACCGCCAUUAAAGCGCUUUUUGCCGUUUCGCA
This is a messenger RNA of Pyrgilauda ruficollis (rufous-necked snowfinch), 350 nucleotides long. It is a transcript of the gene TYROBP, whose product is annotated as transmembrane immune signaling adaptor TYROBP. The transcript is spliced from 3 exons. The record is from RefSeq and is a predicted model, not a curated record. The annotation marks the transcript as partial. Lineage: Eukaryota; Metazoa; Chordata; Aves; Passeriformes; Passeridae.